This is a messenger RNA of Daucus carota subsp. sativus, 1943 nucleotides long. Its product is annotated as putative pentatricopeptide repeat-containing protein At5g47460. Gene Ontology annotation, molecular function: protein binding. The record is from RefSeq and is a predicted model, not a curated record. Lineage: Eukaryota; Viridiplantae; Streptophyta; Magnoliopsida; Apiales; Apiaceae. The coding region runs from base 130 to 1836 and encodes 568 amino acids. The transcript has a single exon.
GGUCUCAGCCUAUUCUUUUAAGCACAAUUUGAUUUUAUCUUAGCGAGGGGGCAAACACCGCGAUGGAGGCAUUUAGCCUUUGCCUCCAAAUGAAGCAGCUCUGAAAUCCCAAAUUAUUCGGUUUGUGUAAUGCUUAAACCUCGAAGCAAACCACUCGACUACCUAAAGCAUUCCUUUUCUUUUUUGUUAAAUCACGUCAGAGCAAUUAGUGGACAUCGACAAUUCAGUGGAGAAGUUGAUCCUCGUUCAGUUUUUCUUAAAGCGUCUCAAAUCAUUAACUCUGAUAAAAAACUGGAUGGCUAUUCUCUAGUCUCCUUAAUCCGAGCAUGUACCCAAUUGGGUUGCUCUUGUUAUGGCCAACAGCUUCAUUCCUAUGUUUUGCAAUCUGGGUUUUUGUCCAAUAGCUAUGUAUCCACUGCCUUCGUCAAUUUCUAUGUAAAGUUUGAGUCUUUAGAUCAUGCCCACAAGCUGUUUGAUGAAAUUCCUGAACCAGGUGUUGUUUCUUGGAAUUCUUUGAUUUCUGGGCACGUGCAUUGUGGGGAGUUUAGCAAGGCGUUGUGCUUGUUUAUGCAGCUGGAAAGUUCUGGAGUUGGCUCUGAUGCUUUUUCAUUUACGGCGGCUUUAGCUGCUUGUGGGAGGUUAAGCUUGUUGCGGUUGGGGAAGACGAUUCAUUCGAAGAUUGUCAAGUAUGGAGAUGAUUGCAGUGUUGUUACCUCUAAUUGCUUGAUUGAUAUGUAUGGGAAAUGUGGGUGUGUUGAAGAGGCGAUUCGCUUGUUUGUUGAAAUGAAUGGUAAGGAUACUAUUUCUUGGAAUUCUGUUAUAGCUGCUUGUGCUAGGAACCAAAGACUUGAACAAGCUUCUAGCUUUCUGAAGCAAAUGCCUGAGUCGGAUACCAUCUCAUAUAAUGAGUUAAUUAAUGGCAUUGCUCAGUUUGGAAACAUUGAAGAUGCCAUUGCUAUCUUAGCAACUAUGCCGCAGCCAGACUCAUCUUCUUGGAAUUCGAUAAUAACAGGGUAUGUCAAUAGGAAUCAUGCACGAGAAGCUCUUGAAUUCUUCAGUAAAAUGCAUUUUGAGGGAAUAAGAAUGGAUCAGUUCACAUUCUCAAGCAUUCUAAGUGGCGUUGGAAGUAUUUCAGCUCUUGCAUGGGGGACUCUGGUUCAUUGUUGCUCAAUUAGAUCUGGGUUGGAUAAAUCUGUAGUGGUUGGAAGUGCUCUGAUCGAUAUGUACUCAAAGUGUGGGCAGGUAAAAGAAGCUGAAUUAUUGUUCCAGUCAUUAUCUUGUAAGAACUUAAUAACUUGGAACGCGAUGAUUUCUGGUUAUGCCCACAAUGGCCGUUCAACUAAGGUGAUUGAGCUUUUUGAGCAGUUGAAAUCAGUGAAACACCUGAAACCAAAUGGGAUCACCUUUGUUAACGUUCUAUCUGCAUGUUGGCAUAACAGAAUGCCAUUUAAGGUCGCGAAUAGUUACCUCGAAUCAAUGCAGAGAGAUUAUGGGAUUGAUCCUACCGCAGAGCAUUGUUCAGCUAUUAUUAGGAUAAUGGGACAAGAAGGGGAGGUGUGGAGAGCACAGGAUAUGAUUACUGAUUUAGGGCUUGGCUCGGAUGGGAAGGUUUGGAGGGCAUUGCUCGGUGCUUGUGGAAUGUGUAGUGAUGUAGAUGUUGCCGAGAUUGCAGCUGCAAAGUUGACCGAGUUGGAAGGUGAGGAUGAGUUUAUAUAUGUCAAAUUGUCUAACAUUUAUGCAAUGCACGAAAAAUGGGAACAUGUGGGCGACAUCAGGAAGCUAAUGAGGGACAAACAAGUGCAGAAAGAAGUUGGCUGUAGUUGGAUGGAGGUCUAAAUGAAUAUGCAUGAAAGCUUGACGAUGACUUAGGUUAAGACAUGAUUGUAUGGAUUCUCGCAUUUAAGUUCAUUUCAAUGAUAGACACAUUAAGUUAAUUUUUUAAA